AUGGAGCGAAUUGCCGUGCCUGAGCAACGAGACCGAGUAUGCACUGGUUCAGUAGGAGAGAAGUUUAUCGUUCGAACCUCCACUUCACGAGGAUCAAUGCGAGAAGCACUGACAAAAGCAAUUAGGUCCACUCUCAGGCGCACCUCAACUGAGAAAUCUCAAAAUUCAAAUACUACCUGCGCAGCUGCACACAAAAGCCUUUCCGAUCUGAAAGGAUUAGUAGAAAGAAAAUCUUCGCGUGACAACCUCCACGCCCGCGAUGUUAUGUCCCAAAGUUUAAUCAAUCAAUCAUCCUACUCUGUUUGUGAGGAGUGUUCUGUGCACACAUCGCCAAGUCUUUCUACCCUAAGAGAUUUCAAUAUGCUGGAUUAUGAUGAUACCAAAUCAACUGUUUCGACUGCGUCAACUAGCCGUGUCUGCUGUAAAGACGUAUAUCCGAAGCGCUACAAAGCACACAACCUACGUAGCUUCUUGAACUCGCCAGGUAUGUUAUGUUUUUUGUAA
This is a messenger RNA of Strongylus vulgaris, 504 nucleotides long. The record is from the annotation of a GenBank genome assembly. NCBI's taxonomy places the organism in Eukaryota, Metazoa, Nematoda, Chromadorea, Rhabditida, Strongylidae.